Molecule: messenger RNA, 529 nt
Organism: Owenia fusiformis
Lineage: Eukaryota; Metazoa; Annelida; Polychaeta; Sabellida; Oweniidae
Source: the annotation of a GenBank genome assembly
AAAGACAUUACUGCUGAUGAUUCUGGGGAAGUAACAGCCAAAUGUGGAAACCAAACCUCAACUGCAUAUUUAUAUGUAGAAGAUAUUCCAGUCAACUUUACCAAACGCUUAACGGAUCAAAAUGUUAUGGAACAUAAAAAUGCAAAAUUCACAUGUGAGACAUCGGUGGAAGAUGUGGAAGUUGAUUGGUUUGUGAAGGGAGAACAGGUUAAAGAGUCCCAGAAAUAUUCAAUCUAUGAGGAUGGAGUGACACAUAUGUUGGUAAUACAUGAUGUGCUCAUUGGGGAUUCAGCCCAAGUUACCGCUAGAGUCAGCCAAUUUGAAUCCACUGCUUAUCUUUAUGUGAAAGCUCAACCAGUUGAGUUCACGAGAACACUUGAAGACCAAAGCGUCGCUGAAAAUACUACUGCUAGCUUUACAUGCGAGGUCUCUAAGCCAGCUAAUGUGCAAUGGUUUGUCAGUGAAGUUGAAGUGACACAAGGCUCCAAGUAUGAAAUAGACAUGAAGGGUUUAAGCCAUAGUUUAACCA